Tuber aestivum (summer truffle) is the source of this 881-nucleotide messenger RNA. The record is from the annotation of a GenBank genome assembly. Lineage: Eukaryota; Fungi; Ascomycota; Pezizomycetes; Pezizales; Tuberaceae.
AUGCCUAAGGAAGUCACGAAGCUUCCUCUCGGUGGUCCUAAGGACAAGCCUCCGCAUUUGCCCCCACCCCCUCCGGGAAAAAUCAACCCACUGGUUAUGAACCGUCCAAACCCCGGGGGUGUCCCAUACGGACAGCUCAUCAAGAGUUUUGAAGACCCUGGAAUGGUUGCUCUGACGUUUGAUGAUGGGCCAUUCAAGUAUACUAAUAGAUUGUUGGACACCCUCAAGAAUAGUGGUAGCAUUCGUGGCACCUUCUUCGUCAACGGCAAGAACACCGGUGAUCUCAACGGCCAGGGAAUGAUGGACGUCCCCAAAAGGAUGAUGGCAGAAGGCCACCAAAUCAGCUCUCACACGUAAGUCACCCAUACGGCCUAACUCUACUUUCAGAAUUAACAAAUAUUCCAGCUUCUCCCAUAAACCUUUGUCUUCUCUCUCGGAGACUGAUAAGGUCUCGGAAAUGGUUAAACUCGAGGACGCCCUCCAUGGAAUUAUUGGCAAGAAGCCAACCUACAUGCGCCCCCCCGAACUUUGAUUGCAAUGGUAAGUGCAUGAAGCUAAUGGGGAAGAUGGGAUACCAUGUUGUCGGCGAGAACCUAGAUACUCACGAUUGGAAGAACAUGACCAACAUGCAAGCAUCUAAGGACAUUGUCGGCAAGGCAGUUGAUGGGGCCGAUUCCAAGAAGAACAACUUCAUUGCUCUUGCUCAGGAUAUCCACGAGGCUACCGUCGACCAGUCAGCCAAGCACAUGCUCGACAAGUUCAAGGCGAAGGGAUACGAUGUAAGCGUCCCCCAUGGAUACUCCCACAAUUUAGGAUAGAGUUCAAGCAACCACACAGCCGUUACCGUUGGAGAGUGCCUUGGGGAUGCACCAGAGAACUAG